Molecule: messenger RNA, 1739 nt
Organism: Chrysoperla carnea
Lineage: Eukaryota; Metazoa; Arthropoda; Insecta; Neuroptera; Chrysopidae
Product: lipase member H-A
Exons: 6
Coding region: 3-905 (300 amino acids)
Molecular function (GO): lipase activity
Source: RefSeq, a predicted model, not a curated record
UAAUGGAUAUGUUUGACAUUCGAUAUUGGCGAUGUGUAAUCAAGAAAGCAGCACAAUGUCCAAAUAGUGAUAUUAAAUUUUUCUUAUACACACCUGAUACAGGAACAAGAAGAAAAAGAAUUGAUAUUAAAAAUCCAAAUGCAUUGAAGUACAUGGGAUGGAAUCCACAUAAAGAAAGUGUUAUAAUCAUUCAUGGCUUUAAUGGAACUGAGAAUAAAACACCAAUGACUAUCAUAAGAAAUGCUUAUCUUUCAACUGGAGAGUACAAUGUGUUCACUGUGGAUUGGGAAUCAUUAACAAUUUUUCCAUGUUAUUUAUCAGCCUUAUCGAAUACACGUCUUGUAUCCCGAUGUUCGGCCCAAUUGUAUUCAUAUUUAACUCAUCAUGGUGCAUUAGCGAAAAAAAUACAUUGCGUAGGACAUUCUUUGGGUGCUCAUAUAUGUGGAAUGAUGAGUAGACAUUUGAAUGCAAAACAAUAUAAAAUUAUUGGUUUGGAUCCAGCGAGGCCCCUAGUGGAUAGCUAUGGAGAUGCACAAUUUCGAUUAACUCGAGAUGAUGCAUAUCAUGUUCAGGUUAUACAUACAAAUGCUGGAUUUUUAGGCGAAGAAAAUGUAGUUGGUCAUGUGGAUUUUUGUGUUAAUGGUGGAACCAAUCAACCUGGCUGUAAAGGUCAUGCACUACGUCAAGCUCGAUGUAGCCAUUUCCAAAGCGCCUGUUAUUAUGCUGCUUCAAUUCUAAAGAAUGUUAAACUAAUAGGAGUACCUUGUUCCAAUGCGUGUCCAAAACGACAAGGUCUAGGAUUAUUACCGGGGAAAGUUGUUCCAAUGGGUAUUAAGACACCAAUCAGUGCCAAAGGACAAUAUUGCGUGAGCAUAAGACAUAAUAAAGAUUGUCCGUUUGAUUGAUUACUCAAGUUAAUGAAAAUAGUUCACAAUAAAGAUAAAUUUUUAACGAGUUUCUACAAAUGAAUGCCUAAUUCAAAUGCUAACAACAUAUGGCGGGACUUUUAGUUUUUAUUAUUCAAGUUAUUUUUAAAUCAGUAUUGAGACCAUAGACUAUUAAGUACAUGGAAUGGGCGUCAAAAGAUUUAAAAUGUGCCUACAUCUGAGGUAAUUACUUAGGUCAAAUCAUGGCGGGGAUAUGGAAAUGUCAAAACAAAGUGAUGCUGUCUUACUUGUCAUUGUUGAUUCGUAAGAAAAAAUUUGACAUUCAUGUAUGUUUUUUUGAUAAAUGGAUCUUCUUUAAUAAAUGUCCCUAACUGGCCUAAGCAAUUACCUCAGUUGUUGCCACACCUCUCACUGUACAGAAAGAUAGGCGACUUACACAUAUUCGUAGAUUUCAAACAAGCUUUUGACAAUAUCAUAGAUGCAGAAUUAAAGCAGCAUCAGAAAACCUAAGAGUGUCUGGGAAAUUAAAAAACCUAAAGAGGGAGGCCCAAUAUGAGAUAAAUGGACAAUAUCACGGAUGAUCUCCGAAUUAUGAAGAUCACAGGAUGGUGUAUCAAGGCGAAAAACAGAAUGCUAUGGAGGUCAAUUUUUGAGGAGUUUGGCUAGGGCAUGAUCAUAUUUUUUUGUUUUUUCUCUAUUUAGAUUGUUGACGCAUGAAUGUCCUUAAUUAUUCCGAGAUAAUGCAUAAUUUUAACCUCUACUUAAUCCAUUUAAUCCAUCAAAACCUUGAAAUGUUGAAAUUUUGUUAUUAAACCUAUUUCCUAUUUAUGUAUCAACAGGUGUUACUUCAAA